AUGGCAACGGAUGCUAACAACGAGGUUUAUCCACUGGCGUUUGCCGUUGUUGAGAGUGACAGCAAGGAGACAUGGGGAUGGUUCUUGGCAUGCCUGAAACGAUAUGUUACGGACCGGACAAAUCUUUGCAUCAUCUCUGACCGACAUUCGGGUAUAAAAGCUUGCUUUGAUGACACAAGGAUGACUUGGUUGCAGCCUCCCCAGGCCCAUCACCGGUAUUGCCUACGCCAUGUAGUUAGCAAUGUGAACACAAAAUGGAAAAUUCCGGAGUUGAAGAACAUGGUAUGGAGGGCCGCAAGCGCGAAUCAAGUUAGAAAGUUUCAGGCCACACUGGAUUUAAUUCGCAAUGUCAAACCGGCUGCACACAGGUAUUUGGAAAAUGAAAACAAAGAAAAGUGGACACUUGCACACGACGGAGGGCGUCGAUACGGAGCAAUGACAACCAACCUAUCGGAGUGUUUUAAUGGAGUACUGAAAGGUGCACGCAGCUUGCCAAUCACGGCAAUGGUGAGGUACACCUUCUUCAAAGUGAACUCCUACUUUGACGCUCGUCGUAAUCUCGCUCUAGAGCAAUUGGAAGCGGGUCAAGAAUGGUGCAAGUAUGCCAUGGACAGGUUCGAAAAAAACCAAGCGAAGGCAAAGGACCAUAUGGUGACACGGAUGUGCACACAAGCACAGUUAUAUCAGGUUGACACACCGGGUAAUCCUCUAAGUAAUGGGGGCGGACAACACACGCACAGGGUUGAUCUUCGGGGUAUGACAUGCACAUGUGGAAAAUGGGAAGCAUACAAGAUGCCGUGUUCACACGUAAUAGCAAUUUGUGCUAAGUAG
This is a messenger RNA of Quercus robur (English oak), 831 nucleotides long. RefSeq lists its product as uncharacterized. Gene Ontology annotation, molecular function: zinc ion binding. The coding region runs from base 1 to 831 and encodes 276 amino acids. The transcript has a single exon. NCBI's taxonomy places the organism in Eukaryota, Viridiplantae, Streptophyta, Magnoliopsida, Fagales, Fagaceae. The record is from RefSeq and is a predicted model, not a curated record.